AGAAAUUACUAUUCAACAUGUAUGUAUGUUAUUUAAGUUAAUUAUUUCAGAAAUAAGCCCGGCUAACUGGUGUAACCAGCAUCUCUUGUGUGACACUUAAAUCGGUAGCUAGUCGGUAGCUAAUCAACACUUUACGGUAGAUUAAUUAUAUUAGCUUCGGUCUCUCUGAGCGAGUUUUGCUAGCAGCACUAAUAACUAGCUAACUACAAUUUUUUUUGUUUCCUUACAAUGUCUGCAAAUUCAGUAAAUUAACCUCCAGAUAUUACCAAGCUAACCUCAGGGCUCUUGAAACAGACAAUUCAAUAUUUCCAGCGUUGAGGUCAGGAAGCCUUUGCGUGCUUUUUGUUUAUAACCAUCGUUUACUCCAGACUUUGAACCUGUGACGACAAUCUGUCUAAAACUGAUAACGCAUAAAAAAAGCAAGUGCUUUAUCCCGAUUUUCCUCAUGCAGCCUUGAACCGUCUCUUGAGUGAAGUGCCCCUAUCCAAAGACAUGGCAGAGCAAGAUCACCACCACACAGCAGAAGGCAAGGGACAAGAAGCUCAGUCCACACAUAUGGACCAUGUCUCAGCAUUUGAUGAGUCCAAACAGGAGGAGACCGUAAAGCAGCGACUCUCAGAAGAUUCAGCUUCAUCAUCCGCAUCCACAAACAGAGAGACGAACGACGACGAUGGUGAAGACGUGGUGCCGCCUGACGUUAAAAACAUUGAUUCACCUGAAGAGAGGAGGGUGCCUCUAACAGAAGGAUCUUCACCUCCAGAAGACGACACAACGCCGAAUGUGAGGGAGAACAGCAACCCACCUCAGGCUGAAGAAGGAAGUCAUGGUGAUGACAAGAGAGCAACACCAACAACUGAGCAACAGAACAUGACAGCGGAGGAGAUUUCCAGAGAACACCACCCUGGAGAGACGAAAGCACCAGAAACAACCAGCCCACCAACCCUGGGUGGCAAAAAGAAUGACCAAGUAGAUGGACCCGAUGAGGAAACCCCAGACUCUAACAUAACAAAUCCCGACGCUGGAGAGGAUGAUGAGCGCUGCCCGGAGAAGGAAGAAGAGGAUAUACAGAAGAACACCAUCUCCCCACAGACGGACGAAGAUGUUGAAAACAUUGGUCCUACCACUCAGGAGACUGCUGAUGCUGAACCUGCAGUUCUUGGAAAUCGUGGAGGAAUUACAAUCCUGACAGCAGCUGGUGUGGUGGUGUUAGUAACUGCCUUAGUAAUUGCCUUCCUGUGGCCGCAUCUCUUCCAACCCAAGUCUCCACCUCAGAAAGAUGAAGUGCGGCAAAUAGACAUCUUCCUCAGGCAGUUGGAAAAAGUAAAGACUCAGUUCCCCAACCAGCGUGCGGAGCUCUGGAAUAGGAGCAAGAUCCACCUGCUGAGGCACCUCCAAACAGCCCAGCCCACCGAGCCGGUCAGUCUGAUCCUGACUGCAGGCCACAGAGGCGAGAGGACACUGCACUGCAUGGCUCAGAGACUGGCCUCCGCCUUCUCGUCUUCUCUCAACGCCUCCGUCCUCCACAUCGAUGGAGCCAGCAAAGCCAGCCAGGACAGCGACCAGGUCAAACUGGACAUCGACGCCAAGUUGCAGGGAGCUUUCGAAGGAGACAAACCCGUGGCUGUCAUCGACCGCUUCGAGGAGCUGCCUCCAGGCUCCACUCUUAUUUUCUAUCGCUACUGCGACCACGAGAACGCCGCCUACAAGAACACUUGUCUGAUCUUCACAGUGCUGCUGGGGGAAGAAGAGGAGAUUCCCGCCGAGACUCGCCUGAGUACUGUGGAAGAGAUGGUGGACGACCAUCUUCAGAAGAAGUUCCUCUCCGAUGGCCGUCCAGUAUCUUUUGACAGGAUGGACCUCGACAAGUACGGUGGACUGUGGAGUCGUAUUUCUCACCUCAUCCUGCCUGUGGCAGCAGAGGAGAGGAUAGAACACCAAGGGUGCUAGUGGACAUAAAUAGUCACUCUUGAACUUUUAGUCUGAGCACUUAACUACCGCCUAUCUAUCAGAUUUCUCACUGGGUGACUCCAGUGAUUCUGAGGCGAGUAACAGUGGUUUUAAACACCCAAAGGUUUCUUACAAUUGCUAUUAUGAAGCUCACUACAGAUUAAGGCAUUAAGUAUAAAUGAGACACUUAAUAUUAAGAUUAUGUUGUGGGAUGUUUGUAAAAAGAAGAAAAAUAAUCUCUGGACAUUCAUCAUGGUGCUUUAUUCUUGUAGUACUUUGAUCAAAUGUUAUUAUAGUUAAAUUAUAAGAUGGUUCAACUUGGGGCUUUGUGGAUUUUGCAUCACAAAGCUUGACAAUACAGAGCUAUUCUUUUGGUAUCACAACACAGGGUUUAUUAUUUUUAUGACUUCUUUUUCUGUGAUACUCAAACCUACAUGGCACCACGUGCCUUAACCGAACUUCCUAUGUUCCUUUUUAUAUACACAUAAACAUGUAUCACACUGAGACUGUAUAUAAUCACGCUACAGUUAAGAGUUUGAUUUCAAAAAAUAAAAAAUAAGUGCAGGAAUUGGAUGUGCCUUAAAGUGCCAAUAAACAGGUAAUUUAAAA
Molecule: messenger RNA, 2556 nt
Organism: Anarrhichthys ocellatus (wolf-eel)
Lineage: Eukaryota; Metazoa; Chordata; Actinopteri; Perciformes; Anarhichadidae
Product: torsin-1A-interacting protein 2-like
Exons: 7
Coding region: 493-1947 (484 amino acids)
Biological process (GO): membrane organization
Cellular component (GO): membrane
Molecular function (GO): ATPase activator activity
Source: RefSeq, a predicted model, not a curated record